AUGACUUCUGAGAUGUUUGAGCUGAAUAAAAUCAUUGCAGAAGAACAGUCUGAUAAGUUCAAUGUAUACAAAGACUCAGUUGAAGGCAUCAUCAGUGAGAUGUCAGAUAAUGUGAGAGGCUCAAGUGACUGGAAUGACAAUAGCUCAGUGAGUGAGAAGACUUGUAUGAGACUAGAAAUUGCAAGACUUCAGCAUGAGGUUGAGUGA
Messenger RNA from Blastomyces dermatitidis ER-3, 207 nucleotides. RefSeq lists its product as uncharacterized. Bases 1 to 207 code for a protein of 68 amino acids. The transcript has a single exon. NCBI's taxonomy places the organism in Eukaryota, Fungi, Ascomycota, Eurotiomycetes, Onygenales, Ajellomycetaceae. The record is from RefSeq and is a predicted model, not a curated record.